UAUACUUUAUACUUUUCAGGAAACUAAAAAAUGGAUUUUGGUACAACGCAACACAAUGAUUUUCAAUGGCCAUUUCCAAAACCAAUAGUUGGAAGGCCAUGCGAGCCCCCCAGCCCGAACCAGUCGCCCCCACCACGGCCCCCACCCGUGGUCCCCUACUGCCACUGCGACGUGCACUCCUACUCCCCGCGGGUGGAGCAGUACAAACAACUGCUGGAGAAAGAGCAGAAACUAUGCCAGGACUACGCGCAGUUGAGGAAGACGAUGGUGGAUGUAACCAACGAUAUUCUGGACCAUCCUUGUGACGAUUUGGAUAGUAAAAUGCUAACGAUGUAUCAAGCAACAUACAAGAAACGAUCAUUCCCAAUAACGGACUACCGCGCGAUAGUGGCGGCAGCGCAGUCGCCAGUUGCGAUCCCAAUGGAGAGCCAUCGGCUAGGCAUGCUGAUGUGCUAUAAGGACCCGACCAACUUCACCGAGAAACCCCCAGUGGUCCGCCCCACCAUUCACCCCCCGCGCCCAGUCCACACAGGCGUGUCCCCCACAGCAUUGACCACGUAUUUCACUGAGUACCCAGGGCGCACAGAGUAUAUGGAUACCUACAGCGCAGCAGCCAAAGCCUGCUGGUUAUCCAUGCAGAGGUACAAAGAACCCAUGCCCUCAACACGCAGAAGAGCGGAUGACCCAUGCAUUUGA
This is a messenger RNA of Pectinophora gossypiella (pink bollworm), 696 nucleotides long. RefSeq lists its product as uncharacterized. The transcript has 4 exons. The record is from RefSeq and is a predicted model, not a curated record. NCBI's taxonomy places the organism in Eukaryota, Metazoa, Arthropoda, Insecta, Lepidoptera, Gelechiidae. Bases 31 to 696 code for a protein of 221 amino acids.